Messenger RNA from Physella acuta, 1323 nucleotides. RefSeq lists its product as uncharacterized. NCBI's taxonomy places the organism in Eukaryota, Metazoa, Mollusca, Gastropoda, Physidae. The record is from RefSeq and is a predicted model, not a curated record.
AUGGGCAACAUACUUGCAAGGCUAAUAAUUACUAAAGUGGACUAUGUUUUUGAAGACAGUGAUGAUGCCAUCAAAAAGCAAAGAAGUCUUGCAGGGGACUUUAUGCCAGGAAAGCACGAUGCUGAACUUUGCACUGGAGGUAAAGCUGACCUACACAAACACUACAAGCGCUGUAAGAAGAAUCCAGGUCAUGUCAACUUUAUACCUGUUAAUGAUUUUAACUUGGAUCAUCUCCCAUCACGAUACCGUGAUGUCAUCAUGUUGGAGGCAAUCAAAGCUUACUCUGCCCUAACGGUUAUGAUAAAGGUUAGGUUCACCAGUCUAGAGAGACCAAAGUCUGCUAAAUGCUUUGAGGGUAAUUAUCCGUUUUAUAAAAACAAAGGAAAAGAAUAUUUGAGGACAGGAACGGGAUUAAUAUACGAUGUGGCCAAGUUCACAGAAAGUGAUUGCAUGGGUCCGUGUCCAUGUGGCACGUGUCGACAGACAGGCAGACAAAGGAAAGUGUGGGGGGAGAUUCGUGUGUUGACAGCCACACACGUGGUGUUUGAUAACAGUGAGGUGAGACGGACAGUGUGUGUUGUAGGUUUUGAUGAUGAUCAAAGUCCUGGGGUCAGUCUUGACGGCUGGAAUGUGGGACAGGCAAACGUUAAGGGAGACUGGUGUAAGUUUUCAUGUGUGUCAUGUGACUUAGAGUUUGUUGAUAAACUGGGUAAGAUGUGUCGGCAGUUUGAGGAUCUUCGUGAAAAAGUAAGGGACAAGUUACAGAGAAGUGAUGAUCUUGAACAGUUGACCGUUAUAGUGUCACAUCCUCAUGGCUGUCCUAAACAGGUCUCUGUAGGACAAUGUACAGACCAGGGAAGAAAUGCUUGCCACAUGUCUACUAAAUACAUGUACACAAAUUGUACAUGUCCAGGCUCCAGUGGAGCUGCUGUUUACAUUCCUGGAUUCGACUGGAGGUAUAACCCCCACAGUGGAUCAAGCGAUGAAGGAAAUUACAGUGGGGAGUUUUGUUAAUCUCGCUGUAACGAUGUUUUUCUGUCAAUUGUCUACACAAUGGAAACAAACAAAUUAGCCAGUCAUUUCAUAAUUCAAAAUGUUUGUUUCAAGUUGUGUAUGUUAUUAUCUAUUUAUAGUUAUCAAACAUUUGAUUAAAGUCUUCAGUUAUUGUUAAUUUACAAAUAAAAAUAUUUUAUCUAUUGGACUUAAAAUUUGGCAAAACCACAUAUAAUUGUCUUAAUGUCAGUGCAUUUAGUAAGGCCUCAUUAUUGGGCUGUUGUAUUUGAUUGUUAACCCAAUGUUAUGUUUAUUACAAUAAAUUUUACG